AUGUCGGGUAACAACAUCGAUGUUUAUUUGGAGCUCUUGGUAGAUGAGUUGAAGCCACUUUGCGAUGGCGUUGAAACUUAUGAUGCUAAUAAGGGGACCAAUUUCAAGAUGCAUGCGGCGCUAAUGUGGACUAUUAGCAAUUUUCUAGGGUUGAGAAAUUUAUUUGGGUGGAACACGUACAGUGGAUUUGACGGACAAGUUGAAAGCAGAGAUCCACCGAAGAAGUAUUAUGGAACAGAUGUCUUAAGGCAGCAGUGUAACAUACAAGUAUCGUUAUUGAAGAACUCAACUUUAACAGCCAAAAGAAGACGCAUUGGUGAAGAUGCAGAUCAAGAUGACUCGUAUUGGAAAAAGAGGAGUGUGUUCUUUGAACUCCUAUACUGGAAGGAUCACAUUUUGCGUCAUAACCUUGACGUGAUGCAUAUAGAGAAAAACAUUUGUGACAAUAUGGUCUUCACUAUCUUAAACGAUAGCGUCAAAUCAAAAGAUAAUCUUAAAGCUCGCAAAGAUUUACAAAGCAUGGGCAUAAGGCCUAAAUUGUGGCCGGACGAAGGUGGUAAAUAUCCUUCAGCAAUCUUCACAAUGUCGAAUCCACAUAAGAAUAUGGAAAUAAUUUUUCUUCCAUCAUUCUUCACUGUCAUGGUUCACUUUACGGUGCAUCUCGUUGAUGAACUAAAACUUGGUGGCCUGGUACAUUAUCGGCAGAUGUAUCCAAUAGAAAAGUACUUAGGAAGAUUAAAGCAACACGUGCAUAACAGGGCACAAGCAGAAGGCUCAAUUGCGGAGGGCUAUUUAUUCGAGGAGAUUUUGACAUUCUGCUCCAGAUAUUUCGAUAAUAUUGAGACUAAAAUCAACCGACCAGCGCAAGUUGAUGAUCAACCUGUUGAUAUUACAAACAAUACAGGAAGUACUAUGUUCCCAGAAAUUGGAAAAGUUUCAGGGGCUGUUUCACAUUUUGUAUUGACCCCAAUGGAAAGAGAUCAGGCACAUCGUCAUGUGCUAGUCAAUUGCGAGGCCGUCGCUCCAUUUAUUGAUACAUUUAGGGUAGAAACCAAGCGAAAAUUAUGGGAUCAAACAAGGUCGCAAUCUAAGAUAGACCGUGUUGUGCAUGCAGAAUUUUCUCGCUGGUUCAAGCGUGAGGUAAGACGUUUUGGGGCGUACAACGUCAAUGAGUACAAGUUUAGAACUAUCACAAAGGAAGACGGGCUGAAAACACAAAAUAGUGGAGUUUAUGUCUCAUCCAAUACAAGAAGUUAUGCCAGCAUGCGUAACAAUAGAGUGACUGUUGGUAGUGUUCCAUAUUAUGGAAAAAUUGUGGACAUAAUCGAACUGAACUACAGUUGCCAUUUCACAGUGGUUUUGUUCAGAUGUAUUUGGGUUGAUACAACUACGAGCAGAGGAAUGAAACAAGACCAUCUAGGCCUUACCAGCGUUAAUUUCACUCGUCCAAUUCACACUGGUGAUCGAGAAGAGGAUGAACCGUACAUAUUGGCAUCAGAAUCUCAUCUCGUGUACUAUGUACGUGAUGAAGUAGAUCAAGAAUGGAGUGUAGUGGUUCAUGUAAAACCAUGA
Arachis stenosperma is the source of this 1572-nucleotide messenger RNA. RefSeq lists its product as uncharacterized. NCBI's taxonomy places the organism in Eukaryota, Viridiplantae, Streptophyta, Magnoliopsida, Fabales, Fabaceae. The transcript has 6 exons. Bases 1 to 1572 code for a protein of 523 amino acids. The record is from RefSeq and is a predicted model, not a curated record.